AUGGAUAUGCAAUCCAGAAUCUACUUUUGUCCCUCCGCUGGUAGCGGUGCUGUGCUAAUCACCAACUACACAGUUCGAAGCAGUACGUUUACUUACCUACACAGCCACCUGACAAGCAAGAUGAGAUGGUUCAUCCUCAUCCUCAGCCUCGUGCUUGACGGGGCCUGUUUGGUCGAUAGUCUCCUACCCACGAGGGCGUCGUUCGCAGGCGCCACCGACGACGUUGUUCCUCGUCUCCAGCACUUCACACCAGGACCGACCACGCCUCCUAAAGUGCCAGCGGCAUUGGGACAUGGCAUGCUUCGACGACAAGAUGCACCACCUCCAGACAUGGACAGUGCCGUCUGCGGCUACGUGGACGGGAACUCGUCGAUCCCCCUGGGAUGUCCCAAUGGGUAUUGCGCCCUGGACACCAACCUCCUCGUCAUGGGCUGCUGCGCGGACUUCGACGUCGACGCCGACAACAGCGCAACGCCCGACGGCUGCACGUUCCAGAGCGCCUGUGUCGACUUGUCCGGGUAUCAAGAGUAUUGUUCGGACUCGGAUGCGUCGUCCGAGUGCCAGAGUGACACGAUGCUGGAACUGUGCACCGACCCCGACGCACCAUACUGCCGCACCUACGAGAUGGGCGAAUACGUCGCCUACGACUGCUUCACCGAGCCGGGCCAGUCGCACGCGGUGGACGCCACAGCCACGGACGACAGCACGGGCGAUUAUUCCGACGGCAGCGGUGCGAGCACGUCCGGGUCAGAGAUGGGACUUCCUCCACCGUGGACCACGGACGUAGCACAGCCGCCGCCGGGGUCGUCCGGCGUGCUCGUGUCCAUCGUCGCGAUCGCGCCGUCGUCCUUCCUCGAACCGCACUCUGACCCGUCCCUUUCUUCUGCGACUGCGACGGGGGCGGAGGGUGAGGCUGGUCAGGAGCAAUCGGCCGUGACGCCUGCGACGGCCAGCGCAUCCCCUGGCAGCGCGGCGUCAAAGAGUUCGGCGGCCGGGAGGACCGGAUUGUGCCGUGCUUCCGGACUGGGGUUGUUGUGGGAGGGUUGCGCAGGGUUGGUCCUGGCGUGGUGGAUGGGCCUGGGCCUGGGUUUGAUCUACAUCUUGCAUGGAGGGAUGAGCUAG
Molecule: messenger RNA, 1122 nt
Organism: Cladophialophora immunda
Lineage: Eukaryota; Fungi; Ascomycota; Eurotiomycetes; Chaetothyriales; Herpotrichiellaceae
Exons: 3
Coding region: 1-1122 (373 amino acids)
Source: RefSeq, a predicted model, not a curated record